Messenger RNA from Olea europaea var. sylvestris, 1035 nucleotides. RefSeq names its product cysteine-rich repeat secretory protein 38-like. The record is from RefSeq and is a predicted model, not a curated record. Lineage: Eukaryota; Viridiplantae; Streptophyta; Magnoliopsida; Lamiales; Oleaceae. The transcript has a single exon. Bases 55 to 1020 code for a protein of 321 amino acids.
AUAUAUAUAUUUUGCAAACAUUAUAUACAUGUAUACAGCACUGAGUUCUUGGAAAUGGCUUCUAAUUUUAUUUUCUUAAUCUGUCUGAUAAACCUUGUUGCUAUCGUCAAAUCCCAGUUCCCAACUGAAAUUUUUAUUCAUUUUGAUUGUCUAGACAGUGGUAGGUACACAAGUACUAGCACGUACGAAAGAAACCUUAAUACUCUCCUCUCCUCCGUCUCGCCUAAUAUCAACACCAAUGGAUUCUACAACAACUCCAUUGGAGAAAAUUCAGAUAGAGUCAAUCUCAUUGCGCUCUGUAGAGCAGAUCUUCAGCCUUCUCAGUGUCGUGAAUAUGUCAAAAAUGCUACGGCCGAAAUCUUAAAGAGGUGUCCGAAUCAAAAACAGGCAAUCUUAUGGCACGAAUUUUGCAUGGUACGAUACUCCAACAAGGCUAUCUUUGGAACUCUUGCAAUUUCCCCAAUGAGGUCGGGUCAUAGUGGGGAAAAUGUCACAAAUACAGUCGUUUUUGACCGAGAGUUGGACGUACUGUUGAACAGCCUUCACGACCAUGUCGCUUUUAAUAGCUCCUCGAAGAAGUUUGCUGGUGCCACUCGGCAUGUGGAUGAUCCGAAUCAUCCGUUAAUUUCUGCAUUUGAACAGUGCACACCUGAUAUAACCUCGGAGGAAUGUGGUGAUUGCUUAAACAAAUCUGCCCAAUAUAUUCGAGAAUGCUGUGAGGGUGCAAGAGGAGUUAGAGUCCUUAGUCCUAGUUGCUAUCUUCGUUUCGAAACUGAUCCCGAUCCAUUCUACAACGUAUCGAUGGUUGAAGCAGUAUCCCAGCCACCAACGCCACCAAUGCCACCGUCACCGCAGUCGCCAGGUAAGGACUUUGUCUACAGAAUCAAUUUUUGUUUGUGGCCAGAGAUAUUUUCCGAUGAUAAGACCAUUUGUCACCACGUUAUUGUCCAAAUAACAAGCUGGCCCCCACCAUUAGUAGUGGAUGGUUUCUGUCGUUUUAGAUUGAUUAGGCUAAUAUAACAAAAGAUUGAGAAC